UUGUCUGUUGUCGCUUGGUUCAAUGUACGUGUUUCUCUUUAAUUCCCCAAGUCCUCGUUGUAUUUACCUAAUUGAAGCAUCUCGUUUGCAAUUUCUUGAACUACUUGUUUUUUGAUUAUCAUAUAUUACUGUCUGUGUUGAUGAAAUAACUUUUGUGUUCGUAAAUUAUCUCGUAAUGUCAAAUUUGUCUGUGAUCUAAAACAAUAUAGAAUGUUACAUCAUACUGCAACCUCAGGAUCGACGCAGAAUGAGGUAACCGGCGAAAUCUAUGCUCACGUCCUUUUUUUCCUGCUCAUGAUUGGUAGUAAAAACGGUAGGAGGUGAACGUUGGAUAAAUCCUUCUUAUAUACUUUCCAUAAGAUAAUAUAUCAUCAAACCCUAUUAUAAUGGUGCCAAAUAAAGUGAAAAUAACUACGAAAGUCUAUUUUCUGAGUCAAAUCCACAGCGACAACUACGUCGUUGUUGCUAACAUUAUAUAAUUAACCUAUCCUGUGCCGAUAGAUAACUUAGUUUUAGAAUCAUAAGUACAUUUUUUGUCUAAAAAAGCAUGAAAAUGUCGAUCAACAGCUUUAAUCAGUAAAUGAUGCGUAGUUUAGCCUAAGUUCACUUUGUUUGGUAAUAAUCCCAGUUAAAAAUUUAAGAUUAUACUUUUCAUGUGCUAAGUUCCUAGUUUUUUAUUUUUCUUUCCGAAGAGCUGAUCUCCAAGUAGACUAGGAAGUUCAGGACCAUGGUCAAACCAGAGCCUUCCGCGACAAAAUUAAUCUUGUGACUGACAUCCUGACAUGUCUACCAAAAUUACAUUCUGUGAUGGUUUUAAGUGGUUAUCGGAUUUUUAUUCAGAUUCCCAGUGAAACAUUGGAUUGAAUGCCCAGCGUGUUAUACUAAUUUCUGAAAAAUGAAUGGGUGGAUGUAAUUACUGUGUUAUUUAGCUCAUGUUGUUUACUUCUGAAUAAAGAUAUAGAAUGUCGUUGAAACCAUCUUUCGAUUACAUCAGUAUCUGGUUGUAUUAGUUCAAAGUUUAACAGCCCUAAAAUUUUAACUGUACUUGUGCUCUCUAUUUUCGCACUAUGGUCCUAACUUCGGGUAAUGAUCGCGAAAGUGUUAGGACUUAUUCGCCAUAAUGUAUCCACUAUCCGGAUAAUGUUCGCUGAUGUUAUAUUCUAAUAUUAACCUCGUUUUCCCAAUCAAAGGGGAGUAUUUCGUUGUAACGUUGUUCGUGAACGGGAAUAUAGGGCUUAUAGCUUUAAUAGUAUAACUUGAAAUCUCAUGUCGUCUUUUGUUGCUUUGUAAUUAUAACUCAUACACAUCUUUUUCCAAAUUUCAUUUGUGUGAAGUGUUUUUAAAAUGUCAGACAAACAUUACACGUAACGUAAACGCCAAAGUAAAUGUGGUCUGAGUAUUUGUUAUGGAAUAAUGACUUAGAUUUAUAAAAUCUACUUACUUGGAGCAAUAUUAUUAUUUUUUAAUGGGAUAUUAUUACCUAAUCUGUCUACCAAGACUUUUUUGUUACUGAAUGGGUAGUAAAGUCUUUAGAGGUUAAUUUAUCUAUCUAUCUGGGUGAAGUAUUUGAGUUUUUGGUCACUUUGCAAUCAGAGUUAGUUAUGAACAUAUAUGACGUACACCAGUCGAUUGAUAAGCCUAUCACAUUUUUUUCAAAGCUUUUUAUAAAAAUAUCAAAUUAAACUAUCAUGAAUGUGUCCGGAUUUCUUGAAACGCCAACUCGUAACACGAAAUGCAACCGACUUUCAGUUAUUGAAUCCGUUCAAAACCCUGAGACCAUAGUAAUCUAAACUAGUUCCUCCAUUAACCUGGUUUAUCUAUUAAGUGAAAACUAAAGAUCGAACUUGUCUUUUGUCGUUAUUUUUAUAGCUUUUAAAGAAGUUUAUAUAAUUGUUUUUUAACUUUUUGAUCACGACUUUGGAGAUUUCACUUUUUUGGUCAAUUUUAUUUUAUACUGCGUUCUACACAAAUUUGUCUCGACUAAUCUGUAGCAUUUAUGUUAUCGAUUUUUAGAUACGAAGUGCAGUCUACACUGAAUAGUUGUUUGUGUAUAAUGCAUCUACAGAAAUACAUAGUCUGCUUGUUGUUGACGCUUCUCAAUAUCUUUGAUCACCCUUAAGACAUAGAGAAACUAUUUUUGACUUAUACUUUUGCUUACUAAAUUGUCCUGAGUAAUGGUUUUGCAAUAUUAACCGUUUCAAAUUGUUUUCCAGUUGUUUUAGCUGAUUAUCGUUUGAUCACAGGGUUUUUUAAUCACAUUUCUCUUUAAUUUCAUCCUCUACACGUUCACUCAAAUAAAAUUGUUUCAAUACUCAAUAACGGCAACAUCAACAACAUACCUAUAGGUUAAAUCCAAUAAUAACGUCUAUAUAAUCAGAGUUUCUCAAACUCCCGAAAACCUCCUGUUUAGCUAACUGAUAUAGUUAGUUUCACUAAGCCAUUAAAAAUAAUGAAUAAUUCAACUUCCCCAAAGUGCCGCUCAUUCGAUAAAGAAAUGAAUCGAAUAGAUAUUCAAUGCAGUUUUGUAAGUUGGGAGGUAACUUUUCGUGAUCUUGGUACUUUUAUAACGUUAAAGUCUACGUAGUUGUAAAAACCUGCACAACGAAAAUGUGAAUAGAUAAGAUUACUGUAUUUUAAAAAAUGGAACAUUGUAGUCUAAGUGAUUGAAAUGUAACUAUCGCACGUUUAUCGGAUCAUUUUUAAGAAUAUUUGCUGAAGAGUUAAAAAAAAUGUAAAUAUGAAAAGAUAACCACACUUAGUUUUACUUCAGAAUUUUCUGACCUUAGAGUUGUUUGUGAAAUGGUUGAGUCAUAAAUAUCUUGUUUUUUUAAUUCUUACCGAAAACUUAUUUUAAAGUGAUAACUAACUCAAUGCUUACUUUUUUAACCUUUAAAUGUUUUUUAGUCAACUGUAAUACAAAAUGUUGCCAACUUUUCAUUGGUCAGAUUAUUUGGUUUUCGGUAUUUCGCUUAUUUGUUACUCCCUGAUUGGAAUUUAUCAUCGAUAUCAUGAUGUAAUUUUUGGAAAAUUAACUAAUUGUUUUCGUGGUAUCAACUUUCAACCAAAAGUGAGAAAGAAAAUGAACGUAGAAGAAUUAUUCUUAGGUGAUCGUAAUUUGACAUUGUUACCUAUUGUUGGAAGUGUAAUGGCCAGUUUUUUAUCAGCUGUCGGUAUAUUGGGCACUGCAUCUGAAGCUUAUCAAUGUGGUAUUCAAUUUAUAACAUUGGUUGGAGGUUAUUGUAUUGCAUUUCCAUUAGCUGCAUAUGUUUACAUGCCAGUAUUUUAUAAACUCAGAUUGAACAGUGCUCAUGAAUAUUUAGAAAUGCGAUUUGGAAAACUUGUUCGAUGGACAGCUUCACUUGUAUUCUUAUUACAAAUGACAGUUUACAUUGCUCUUGCAUUGUAUGCGCCUGCUUUGGCAUUCAGUCAAGUUAGUGGUCUACCCAUUUGGAUAUCGAUAUUGUCUACUGGUUUAGUGGCUACAUUCUAUACAGCUUUUGGAGGUAUUCGUGCAGUAGUAUGGGUUGAUCUUUUCCAACUAAUUGUUCUCAUCAGUGGAUUUUGUUUAAUCACACUAUUAAUUACUUUAAAAGUUGGUGGAUUCCAACGUCUAUGGGGGAUAGUAAUAGACGGUCAGCGUGUUCAAUCUUUCGAUUUUAGUAUUGAUCCUUUUAAACGACAUACAUUAUGGACUUUAAUUAUUGGUGGGACCGGAUUGGUUCUUAGUAUAUUCGGUGCUAAUCAAACACAAAUUCAACGUUAUAUGGCAUGUAGAGAUUUAAAAACUGCUCGAAGAGCUAUAUUACUAAAUAUUCCAUUGACAAGUGUAUUUUUAGCAGUACAAUUAUUCACUGGCUUAGCUAUUUAUGCUUAUUUUGCUGGUUGUGAUCCAGUAUUAAAUGGAUCUAUUAAACGUUAUGAUCAAAUAUUACCCUACAUAGUAAUGAUUUUAUUCGAUGGUGUACUACUUGUUCGUGGAAUAUUUCUAUCAGUUAUAUUUGCAGCUGCUUUAAGUACUGUAUCAUCAGGUGUAAAUAGUUUGGCUAAUGUUUGCUUAGAAGAUUUAAUUCGACCAUUGUAUAUUCAUUGGAGACAUGUGGAUAUUUCAGAAAGAUCUAAAUAUCGGUUGGCCAUAUUUUUAGGUAUUUUAUUUGGUACUUUAACUGUAUCAUUGGCUUUCAUAUUUACAUUAUCCAGUUCACAUAUUUUACAAAUAUCAUUUUCUUUAUUCGGUGCAAUUGGUGGUCCAGUUUUAACUGUAUUUACUGCUGGAAUAUUUUUUCCAUGUAUUAAUGCUGAAGGUGGAUUGUGUGCAUUAAUUAGUGGUGUUAUUUGUGGUUUAUGGAUUUGCAUUGGAAAUACAUUUAUAACUUCAAGAACUGAUAAUGAUCGUUUACCUUUAACCAUUGAAAAUUGUUCAUCUAAAAUUCUUCAAAAUAUAUCAUCAUCUAUUGUAACUGGUACAACGAAUACAUCAAUUACUACUGUUAAUAUUAUAAAGACGACAACAUGGUCAUUUUAUUCACUUUCAUAUCUUUAUUAUGCAACAGCUUGUUUAAUUGUUGGAAUUCCUGUAGGAUUUAUAAUUAGCGGAAUUACAGGAUUUAAUAGUCGAUCACAGGUUAAUCCACGUUUAUUGGCUUGGCAGGCACGUUCAUUCUAUAGACAUUUUCCAAAUUGGCUUCCUCCACAAACAGCAAAUGAUCAGGAAUUUAAUCCAAUCUCUUCCACAUACAUUGAGAAAACAGAAAUUUUAGACAUGAAAUUACCUCGUUUACAAGUAAUCAACAACAACAACAACAACAACAAUUCCAUCAAUAGAAAAUGAUCAAUCCAAAGAUUCUACUAUUUGAUAUAGCAAUAAUAAUACAAGGAAGCUAUAAUGUGAACAAUAGAGUAUACUUGACCAAUUCUUGUUUAUCCUUCAUAACUAUUUCUUUCAUCUUUAUAUUAAUUAAAUCAUAUUUAUCAACAUAAAUAUGAUCAAUGAUGAACACAAUGAAUCCGACUGUAAAGAGUGAACUAUAAUGUCGGUUUUUACUCAUUCCCAUAUUUUGUUUUACAUUACUCAUGAAAAUAGAAAUCAAAUAUUAGGAUGUUCAUUUGUUAAUAGAUUAUUUCAUUUUCAAACUAUCGUUUAUUUUCAUAUAAAAGAUGAAUAACAAAAUAGUUUACUUGUUUACUAAUAG
This is a messenger RNA of Schistosoma curassoni, 5189 nucleotides long. NCBI's taxonomy places the organism in Eukaryota, Metazoa, Platyhelminthes, Trematoda, Strigeidida, Schistosomatidae. The record is from the annotation of a GenBank genome assembly.